Molecule: messenger RNA, 369 nt
Organism: Glarea lozoyensis ATCC 20868
Lineage: Eukaryota; Fungi; Ascomycota; Leotiomycetes; Helotiales; Helotiaceae
Exons: 4
Coding region: 1-369 (122 amino acids)
Source: RefSeq, a predicted model, not a curated record
AUGGUUUUCACGAGCCGUGUUGGUCGCCCAGACAAUAAAUCAGCCAAAAUGAAGACUACUAUCACUUCAUUCGGCUUUCUCGCCGCUGCUUCGGCAAACAUAAUCUUUAAUUACGCCCCGUUAAGCUGCAACACCACCAGCACUCAAAUGUACCAUGGUUGUCUCAACGGCCAAGAUUGUACGGAUGAUGGAGUAUGUGUAGCUGUCGAGGAGAUCAAAUAUCCAUCAUCCUUCGGUUCUCUCUCAGAUCAAAUUCCCACAGUUCAGCUUCGUGCGGUACGAGAUGAUGGAAGAUGUGGAAAAGACUUUGGCGGUGCUACCUGUGAUCCCAAGGGUGCAUACGGUGGAUGCUGCUCCAUGUAUGGGUAG